CACAGGCGCAGCGUCCGUCCACCGGGCAACGCAGGCGGCUGCGGCGGCACCAGCAGCAGCACCAUCGGCUCAGGCUUCCCCCUCCACCCGCCCGACUUUCUCAAACAUCCACGCAAUCGUCGGCAUCGUCCCCGGGACUUCAACCGGUAACCCCCCCCGUUCCUUCUCCCUCUCCCCUAAACCCUCCUUCGCCGCGCUCCAGCCGUGUGCCAUGUCGACCGCCGUGCCCGAGACGGACGAGUCGGUCCGCGGGUCCCCGCUGACGCCUCUGAAGCUGGUCGGGCUGGUGUGCGUCUUCCUGGCGCUCUGCCUGGACGUGGGAGCCGUGAUGAGCCCGGCGUGGGUGACCGCCGACGACCAGUACUACCUGUCCCUGUGGGAGUCCUGCUGGAAGCCGGCGAGCACCGACAACUGGCAGUGCAGCAGCACGCUGGGUUCAGACUGGCAGGUUGUUACGCUGGCCCUGUUGCUAGGGGGCGGAGCCCUAGUGCUGAUGUCGUUCCUGGUCGCUCUGGUUGCCGUGUGCAUCGGCACGAGACGGCGAUUCUACGCACCAGUUGCCUUCAUGCUCUUUGCUGCAGUUGUCCUGCAGGCCUGCAGCUUGGUCCUCUACCCCAUCAAGUUCAUCGAGAGCAUCAAUCUGAGGAUCUACCACGAGUUCAACUGGGGCUACGGCCUGGCCUGGGGGGGGACCAUCUUCUCCUUUGGCGGGGGGGUCCUCUACUGCCUCAACCCCAAGAGCUAUGAGGAGUAUUACUAACUCUGAUGGAAAGUUAGAACUCUUCGUGCUGGAGGAGGUAUUCAAUGGGGCUAAACCGUCUUUUUUUCUUCUUCAACAGCUCUGUUUCGAAGAACUGUAAGGACUGCAAUAUGUCGUAUUUUGGGGGGGAAUUCUGGGGGUGUAUGCUGCAUCAGUAGGGCGGGGCGAUAUUGGGGAUUCAUUUUUUGACUAAACUGGAAGACACUUGUAGCAACCCAACCUUUGGUGGUUUGUGAGACAGGAAGGGAGGCUGAGAGGAUUUUGCAUUAUGUUUAUGAACUUAUGCAGAGUCACAUACGCAUCCUCACCCGUCAACAUCAAAUCUUCCCGCUGGGCCUCAGAAAGCCCCCCCCCCCCUCGGCGGAGAGGAUCAGAUGCCACACUUCACUGCUUCAUAACUUUUCAUACGACAGUGAGAUUCCUAACGGAGGGUAGCGGGUGUGGUGGAAAAAAAGUUAAGACAACAGCUCAAUAUUCCCUUAUCGACCCACUUUGUCUGUUACCCUGGCAACCCGGGGGGCGCGCACAUGGAGCGGUCCCGAUUGAUUAGCCGCGGCCGGGAGGUGUGAGGCGGGACCACGCUCGGCUGCCUCCAAAGGCUCCGCAGAGGUUCUUUGAUUCCCAAUGAGCUGAGGUGACGCUCGGAGCAAUUCCCCCCCUCCGUCCGCCCCCCCAAACCACACAUAGUGGGCAUGUUUACAUGCACAUCAAUACAUGGAGUCAACCUCUCUGCAAUUGCAGCACAGUAAUCUGAUUAUGGACUCAGCUGAAAGGAUGUAAAAAUCAAAGAAACACCCGUGGAGGGCGUCUAACUUUAUUAGAAAAACAAAAACAUACUCAUUCCAGUAAACUCAAGGGUUUAGGCUCGAUAUCGGAAGGUUUUUGUGUACGUGUGUGUUGAUGUGAGCUUAUGAGCCAUUAAGUAAGGGACGUAGCCUAUGUACACUUAUUUUACAUAAAAACCUACUAAUUUAAACCCUAAAGUGAACCAGGUUGUUAGUUACAAAAACAGGUGAACCUAUACGGUGGAAGUUUACUGUACGAACUGUAGACAUCUAAAAAUAAAGAAAUACUUUAUUCGGAUCAGCGUGACCUUCAAGGACGCAAUCACAUGAUCGGCUGACUCCGGGUGUGAGGAGUCAAUAGUGCAUAUAAACAUAGCCACUGAAGUUGUGAAAUAUCAGUAUUGUUGUGUUAUUAUAUGGUUGCUGGGAAUUCGAGACAUUCAUAACGACACAAAGUUUGAUUGUUUCCUACAUCAAGGCAUGAGCACCGUACAGAAAAGAACAUCUGAUAAUUGCUGAGUUCCUGUCCCAACGGGCUGAUUUAAAUAUUCCUUUGGGUUUGGCUCUAAUCGUGAGUUGUCUGCAUGGUAGCCAUGGUUGCGAUUCAAUAUCUGGGUGCAAAUCAAACAACUUCUAUACAGAUUUUAUGAGGCAAUAAAGCCGCACAUGAAGCCUUUUUCUGCUUUCAUUGAGCGAAAACCUCUUUAUGUUUUCUCUCUCAGCCCCAUGGGCCGAGUUACUUGUCCAACCCUGUAACCCCCAGUCUCCCUUCAAACCCCCACCCUGCAAUUUCACAAGUCAAAAAUAAAAUAAGGACUCUCCGGAUUAAAUUUACAGGCGGCGUCUUGUCGGUGCUCUGCGUCGUCACAUAUUUGACAGGGAGCUGUCAAGCCGCCGCCCCCCCAAAAAUAGGAUCCAGGCUACGUCCCUCGCCACCGUAACAAAAUAUAGAACUGUGCAGUCGCAGCUGACAGAAGUCCAUUCAUUUCAAAUAAACUGACAGCAUGAUGUUUACCACAGACACAACAGUAAUGAGCUCUGUCUGUCACAAAAAAGCAAUGCUUCUAAAAUUAGCUCCAUUAGUGAACGCAAUGCAGUAAAAGGUCUGUGCCGAUUACUCGUCUUUAUGCUAAGCUAACAACAUUUAGAUGUAAGCCAUGUGAGUGGUACUGGUUUUCACCCCUGAUUCUGGGAAAGAGACUAAACAGUAGUAUUUCCCAAAUUCUCACUUAUCAAGUUUGUUUGUCAAUUUGGUUAAAAAGAAAUGUUUCCAGGGUAAAAAAAAAAGUGUACCUCAUAAAUUCCGCUUAAAUGGACAGUAACAGGGCAGUCACCCCAUGGAAAGGCCCUUUCCAUAGGCACUCUCUAAUUUCCCCUCUAAUAUAUCGUCAUUGGUACCCUGCAAUUUCAAAAUAUUUGCUCUGUAACAUGUUGCCUAUAAUAUAAUAUAUACUAUAUUAAUUUGGUAACGUUUAAUGUCACCUAAUGUCACCGUACAAGCCUUUUCAGGAUGACACGCUGAUGUUGUGAAAUCACAGUGGAUAUUCUACUAACUUGUGGAUAAAUUAGAUCAAGUUCUCUUUCUUCUUUCAAAUAGUCUGUGGAUUAUUUUAGUGACUGGAUGCCCCCAGCGGCCCCCCAUCUUUCUAUUUAGCACUGACCAAUAACAGAAGUAGAGCUCAUUGUUACAGCCAUGAAUCCAUUAGCAACAGCAGCUAUAUGGGUCAGCAGUCGCCUGUCAGCAUGUGACCCUGCUCUCCAGUAUCGUUCAGUUAGAAAGAUAUCCCAGCUUAACAGGUUCAGUCAGGGGGGGGCACGGGUUGAUCAGUGUUUAGCUUGUGUUGGGUCACCGGAUCUCCUGUCAGAUCACGGAUGAAAUUCUUUUUUCUCUACCGACUUUUCACAUGAAAGCCAAGUGGAACCAAAGUCCCGACACGAUGGCACAGCGCUGUGAUGGAGAUCGUCACCCCGGUGGGACAGAUAACGUGGCUUCUAGUGCAUCGAAGACAGUCUCUGUGCUUUGGUGGUGCAGAGGAGCCUGAGGCACUAACGCUGUAGCAGACUUUGGUUAAAACCUGAAGGAAACAUUUCCAAUCCCCCCCAGAAGGGUUAAAGGAACCGGGUGUAGGAGUUUUUGACCACUUUUAGCAGAAGUGGAAUAUAAUAUCCCCAAACUAGGAUUUAAUUAGUGUGCUAUUGUUAGCUUAGAAGGUCCUCAAGUUCUCUUCACCGUGUUGCACCUCAAGGUCUACGGUAGCCCCCGAUGGACCACCCUGGCGCAAGGAAACAAAAUGGCUUCUGUAGUUUGUAACAACGAGUUCGGUCCACAAUGGCGUCAACGUGGAAUUCACCGGCCCCGCUCAUGAGGAAGAGGCUUAUCGCAAAAUGCACGACUGCAUGUAAACAGGUGUAUUAGCCGAGUAUUCGUUUUCAUUAGCCAUGUCAUUAGGAAUAGGGUAUUUUUCGUAAUACGGUCAAAAAGCGUAAUACCGGGUGCAUGUAAACGAAGUGGCUGGCUCUUGAGAGCGCCUUCCCCACCUAGAUGUUACCUGAAGGCCACCGUUGUUCUCCAACAUGCUCAUGAAACCGUAUUCGGUGGCUUCCUGGGGUAUCGUUCAUUAUGGAAUCUGUAUUAUUACUUCAAGGAAUAAAUAAGAAUUGAACACUUUCAGCAUCUAAUAUUAGUUUGUACGUUUCUUUUUCAGUCAGCGGCACUGACUGCAGUUAUUACGUCGUCUUCCACCCGAGAUUUAAACAGACAACAAACCCACCCCGACUUCCCCUCGCUGCUGCCUUCAGGAGCGAGCAGACGUUGCGGCGUGUUUUGGUUUCUUAAUGAGGUGUUGGAAUCGAUGUUGUGUCGGUUGUAAUUAUGAGAUUCCAAAUGACAAUGCAAAUAUGUUUGCGCCCGCUUUCAGAAAUGACCUACAUGCUUUGAUUUUUAAUGAAGUACUUGGAUGUAGUAAAUACAUUCUCAGUGUUCUGGAGAACCACAAACACCAACACAACUCCCUCUAAAUAUGUCAUCUUCCUGUUUGUUGUCUGAACCGUGCUGGUUCCAUGUACGUUUCUGACCCGUAGCUAUUAGCACCUGCUUGCGUGUUCAUUUACUGAUGAAAAGUAGAGGCUUGCCAACGGAGACAGCACUGUGUUAUGCAUCAUCUUCUAGUAGACUGGAGCCAAACACUGUCUAAUGAUGUGCAUAGGGAUUUAGGAAGUGUGUAUAUAUGUGUGUGUGUGUGUGUGUGUGUGUGUGUGUGUGUGUGUGUGUGGCAGAGUGUGUUUGUGUGCUGGCAGGUUUUAGAUGCCAUUGUAGAGAUGUCAGUAAUCAGCAUUUAUCUCUUUGUACGUUGGCACAUUAAAGCACUGAACAGAA
This is a messenger RNA of Gasterosteus aculeatus aculeatus (three-spined stickleback), 4921 nucleotides long. Its product is annotated as transmembrane protein 47. Gene Ontology annotation, biological process: cell-cell adhesion. Lineage: Eukaryota; Metazoa; Chordata; Actinopteri; Perciformes; Gasterosteidae. Gene Ontology annotation, cellular component: membrane; cell-cell junction. The record is from RefSeq and is a predicted model, not a curated record.